This is a messenger RNA of Pygocentrus nattereri (red-bellied piranha), 5159 nucleotides long. RefSeq names its product microtubule associated monooxygenase, calponin and LIM domain containing 1 (gene mical1). The record is from RefSeq and is a predicted model, not a curated record. The transcript has 24 exons. Lineage: Eukaryota; Metazoa; Chordata; Actinopteri; Characiformes; Serrasalmidae. Gene Ontology annotation, molecular function: protein binding; FAD binding. Bases 171 to 4040 code for a protein of 1289 amino acids.
AGGGUUCUGCAGUAAAAACCGCCGAGUUUCACGAAAUGCCGCGAUGCCAGGGUAAGAGGAGAGAGCGCACAGUGAGAGAGCUGCUACUGCUUUCAGUCUGUGAGUUUAAAAUGCUCUGCUGACCUGUGAGAGAAAGUCAGAUAGAAGCCUGCAACCCCUAUCUGCUCAGUAUGGCUGGUAAGCAGGAGCUUGGUAACCAAGCUCACGCUCUGUUUGACCGCUUUGUGGCCUCCCAAACAUGCAAAGAAGUUCAGCAGAAUUUUGCUGAGCUUUGUCACCACCUACAGUUGGACUCUCAGGACUACCACCACUUCUAUAACAAGCUGAAGGAAAAACUCAACUACUGGAAAGCUAAAGAACUCUGGCAAAAGAUUGACAAGAGAGCCUCCCACCCAGACUAUGAGCAAGGCAAACCUUGUGCUAAGACUAAGUGUUUAGUGCUGGGAGCAGGUCCAUGUGGUCUGAGAACCGCUGUAGAGUUGGCUCUGUUGGGUGCACAAGUGGUCGUGUUGGAGAAGAGAACGUCUUUCUCCAGGAACAAUGUCCUGCACCUGUGGCCCUACACCAUCCGAGACUUGCGCAACCUUGGUGCAAAGAAGUUCUAUGGCAGAUUCUGCUCUGGCUCUCUUGACCACAUAAGCAUCCGUCAGUUGCAGUUGAUCCUGUUGAAGCUGGUUCUGCUGUUGGGGGUUGAAGUUCACACAGGAGUGAACUUCAAAGGUCUGUUGGAGCCUCAAGCAUCAGGAUCCACAGGCUGGAGAGCCUUGGUUCAUCCUGAGUCUCACCCUGCUGCUUCCUACCAGUUUGAUGUCUUUAUCUCAGCUGGAGGAGGAAGAUUCGUACCUGAUGGCUUUAAGAUAAAGGAGCUGAGGGGGAAGCUGGCCAUUGGGAUCACUGCUAACUUUACAAAUCGGCGUACUGCAGCCGAGACCCAGGUGGCAGAGAUCAGUGGCGUGGCUCGCAUCUACAACCAGAAAUUCUUCCAGCAGCUCCAUACAGAGAUGGGUAUUGAUCUGGAGAACAUAGUGUACUAUAAAGAUGACACUCACUACUUUGUCAUGACUGCCAAGAAAAACAGUCUGUUGAAGAAAGGAGUCAUUAAACAAGACAGCAGUGAUGCAGAGCAGUUGUUGGCACAGGCGAACGUUGACCAGGAGGCUUUGUUGCAGUACGCGUAUGAUGCUGCUCAGUUCUCCACUAGCCACAAGCUGCCUGAUCUGGAGUUUGCACUGAACCAUGUGGGUAAACCAGAUGUGGCCAUGUUUGACUUUACCUGCAUGCACCGUGCUGAGUAUGCUUCACUGGUGAGGGAGAGGAGAGGCAAGAAACUCCUUAUUGGCCUGGUUGGAGACUGUCUGGUGGAACCUUUUUGGCCUUUGGGGACUGGCAUUGCCCGGGGCUUCCUGGCUGCCUUUGACACAGCAUGGAUGGUGAGGAACUGGGGCAAAGGAGUGACUCACCUGCAGGUCCUGGCUGAGAGGGAAAGUGUUUAUCAGUUGCUGUCACAGACCACUCCUGAGAACACCAGCAAAAACUACCCUGCCUACAGCAUCGAUCCCAGCACUCGUUACCCCAACGUCAACCUGUCCUCCAUCAAGCCUAAACAAGUGCAGCAUCUGUAUGAUGUUGAGGACAAGAGCAAUAAAAAGAAAGUUCCAUUACAAAAUAAAAGUCAAGACUCACUGAGACGCAUGGUAGACCUUCUGAGUUGGUGUCAGAAACACACAGCCUGGUGUGAGCGAGUCCAGGUCAAAGACUUGAGUCAGUCCUGGAGGUCUGGCCUGGCACUGUGUGCCCUGAUUCAGCACUUCAGACCCAAACUCAUAGAUAUGUCCUCACUAGAUGAAAAUGAUGCGGUGCACAAUAACCAGCUGGCCUUUGACAUUCUACAGAGAGAGUUUGGCAUUGAGCCAAUCAUGUCUGCUGGUGACAUGGCCUCAAGCAAGGAGAUUGACCAGCUGUCUGUGGUGCUUUACCUGACACAGGUCCACAACGUUUUUACUGAGGCACCUCUGCCAAAAGACCAGUCCAGCUUCAAGUCACUUUCCCUCUCCAGGACCCGCUCUGCCGUCUUCUUCCUGAACAAGCUCAAACAUAACUCCCUUCAGAGGCGCAAGGAGCGUCUGACAGCAAAGCGAGAGGAAAGAGAGCAAGAUAUGAGGGAGGACGAGGAGAAGAAAGACCCUGUGUCUGCAGUGCCAGCCACAGAUCUGGGCAGCAGUGAGUUGUGUUACUUCUGCCACCAGCAGCUCUAUGUGCUGGAGAGGGGCAGUGCUGAGGGUAAAUUCUUCCAUCGUAGUUGCUUCAUAUGCCAGCAGUGUGGUACCACGCUGCGCCAGGGAGGAUAUACCUUCUAUCCUGACACAGGGAGGUUCUACUGUGAGGAGCAUUCAGAGCCUGUGGAGGAAAAGGGGGAGGAGGGAGAGUUGCAGCAAGCAGAUUUAUCCACAGGGGUGCAGGCCACUGAGAAUGAGCAGAGUGGGGAAGAGAAUGGAAAAAUUGAAGAGAAUAAAAAGGAGCCUAACAAAGAGAGCCAGUCAGAUGAGCCUGUUCCGUCAUUCCGCUCUGUGAAGAGAAAAGGCUCCUACAAGAUCUCAACAGACCCUCACUGUGAUGAAACCACAGAAUCCAACACCCUUGAAGACCAAGAGGACCAGCUGGCAACCAGAGCUGCCAAGGACUCUAAUAAGCCUGGCAUACCUACAGAGCUGAUGUCAGAAAGCCGGCCACAAACAAAGGAAGCCGACCACCAUCAAAAUGGGGCGGACCCUUCUUCCCCUGUUUCUGCCCCAGUGCCAGCCCCACGCAGCACCCGAACAUCUGCCCCAGCUCCAGUCCCUAAACCCCGCACUAUCCAUAAUGUAGUGCCCUCACCCACACAUAGUGAUGAGAACCAAGACUUUAAUAUUAAAACGUCAAUGCCAGAAACCAUUGUAGAAAAUGAGGUGGAGUCUCCUCCAUUCCACACAGAAAAUGGCCAUCCUCAGGGGACAGCCGAUUCCAGACCCAAGCAGUCCCUGAAAAAGCUACAACUUACAGACGAAGAGAAGACUCAGCUAGUGAACCUGAGCUUCAGCCAGGACUCGGACUCGGAGACACCAGCAUCUUCGUCUGCUGCUUCUACUUCCUCGUCCUCCAAGCCCCAUGACGGAGGUGAGGAGGAGGGCUACUGGAGUGGGGGGACAUCGCAGGGUCACGUUCGGGAGAAGAAGAAUCGAAGGUGUUUUAGAAAAAAGGGAGAGCCCCAGAGAGCUGUGCAGACGCAGCAGGGUAGGAUCAGGUCCAAGUUCUCCCCCUGGAAUCUGUCUUCGCCCCGGCUACAGCAGCGCUUCAGUGUGCUGCAGCCUGCAGUGCAAAUUCAUCCAGAUUCAGAGGAUGAUGUUUAUCCUGAUGCUAUCGAUGACGAAGAUGAGGAUGAUGAAGAGAACGAAGAGGCCCUUAUGACGGAGGCUCAUUCUUUGGAUGGCCAGGCAGGAACAAUGAACCUGUCUGAGGGAGAGAAGCAAGAGCUGAUGAAGAUGAGGACUCUGGAGCGAAGAGCCAAGAUGAGCGAACUGCAGCGCUUUCACAAAGCUCAGUCUAUCCAGAGGAGGCUUGAAGAGAUUGAGGUGACGUUUAAGGACCUGGAGGAGAAGGGUGUGGUGCUGGAGAGAUCACUCAGAGGACAGCCUGGCUCUGAUGGAUCAUCUGGUAUGAUAGACCAGUGGAUUGAGCUGGUCCAGCAGAAGAAUGCUCUGGUUUCAGAGGAGUCAGAUCUCAUGGUGGCGUCUCGGCAGCUGGAACUGGAGGAUAAGCAGAGCAUGCUGGAGAUGGAGCUACGACGCUAUAUGGAAACAGACGACUCUGAAAAGACCGCAGAGCAGCAGGAGGAGGAGGAGCAAAUCUUACAGCAGAUGCUGGAGGUGGUGGACAUGAGGAAUUCUCUUGUGUCCUUCCUAGAGGAAAAGAGACUUAAGGAGAUCAAUGAGGAACAGGUGGGCUCCUCACUGCUGGAGACCAAAAGACUCUCUACUGCUUCAGCCCAUGUACACUGGGCAUGAGAGAAUCCUCCCACACUCACGCACAAACAGACUUUACAUGUCAUCUUUCUGCCCUCGUGCUGAAACUUUCACAUUUCAAACCAAAGACUUGAAAGCCUAUGAGAUCAGACUCAUAACUGUGUGCAGUUACGCACACUCAGGUUCAAGCAACGGAAAUUUAGAGAUGUUGGCGGGAUGUACAGGGGUUUAAAACCAGUCAAAACUGAGGCUACCUAUGAAAAAACACCUCAGAUUGUUCCAGAAAAAUCUGGAGUUUGUAAUAACACCACUGCAGCCUUCACUGCCCUGUCACAGCCUUGGGAGAGAUCAAUGGAGUCUCCCUUUCGUAGCUACAAGCCUACGCAUAGUGUGUACCAGACACUGUAUCUGAGAGCUGGAAUUGGGACAUUGCUAUUGCUAACCUUCUUCAACAAUAUACUGUAUAGAGUAUGAAAAAGGGGGUUUUGAAUGUGUAUUCUUCUCUUACAUCUCUGUCAUAUUUAUCAGGGUUGUCUGCCAAGCACAUAAAUAUUCUGAAAGAUAAAUGUUCAUAUUAUACAAAUGUUCGUUAUUCUUAAAAAAAAAAGUGUUAUUUCUUAGAGAUGGUAUUUCAGUCUCUUUGCUGCUGCUUAUUGAUAUCAUGCCAUAAUCACAAAAUGUUUAUGCCAAUGCUUAAAAGUACAGAUUCAAUACAUUCUUUCUUUGCCACAGCAGAGUAUAUUAACAAUCACAUUGGACUCGUGUGCAGUGUACAAUUAAUUUGUUUAUCUAUUAUUAUUAUUAUUAUUACUAUUGUUGUUAUUAUUGUUAUUACAAAUUCUGUAGAAAAUGUUUAUGUUAAGUGAGGGGGGUCUUGAAACUCAGGGUUUGGUAGUAUGAUCUAACAUUAUUUCUAUCGGGAAGGGCAGUUGAGGUUUGGAUUUGAUAAUGGAAUUUCAGUUGCAUUUGUUGCAGAAUACAGAGUGAGACAUUGUUGAGACUGUUGUAGAACAAUCAGUCAUGGAGUACUGCGGUUGUGAGAAAAUGCAGUUGUGGUUUUCUUUUUGCCCCACUGUGUUUCUUUUCUUUACUGUUUCCUUUUCCUUCAACUGUGACAAUACACAGUAUUCAAUUAUAAUAAAUUCAGUAUAUGAAACCUUU